Messenger RNA from Colletotrichum tamarilloi, 207 nucleotides. RefSeq lists its product as uncharacterized. The transcript has a single exon. NCBI's taxonomy places the organism in Eukaryota, Fungi, Ascomycota, Sordariomycetes, Glomerellales, Glomerellaceae. The record is from RefSeq and is a predicted model, not a curated record. The coding region runs from base 1 to 207 and encodes 68 amino acids.
AUGACGUUCUCCCUCCGAACCCAGCCCCGUUCGUUGCUCACCACCUACCAACCAAAGCCACUCGCAGGAACCACUUCUCUAUCACCUCCCAUCAUCCUCACGCUAAACAUCGAACCUCGGACGCCGACGAGUACACACCGAGCAUCAUCAACGACAUCGAGACCGCCGUUGUUCGAACCGCCCAUACCCCAUCUUCCUAAUCACUAA